CUGCAGACCAGGAGGGAGGGACCUAGAUCCCUGCGAUCUUACCCAAAGGAAGCGUUCUGCCCGGUGGCAGCCGCGGUUCUCCGCUGCAGAGUUUUGCGUCCGCGUCCGCACCAGUCCAGAGUCCGAGGGGUCAGACGGUGCGUCCCGGCGCGGCGAGAGGAUGGUCAUCCGUGUAUUCAUCGCCUCCUCCUCCGGCUUCGUGGCGAUAAAGAAGAAGCAGCAAGAUGUGGUUAGAUUUCUGGAAGCCAACAAGAUAGAGUUUGAGGAGGUGGAUAUCACAAUGUCAGAAGAACAGAGGCAGUGGAUGUACAAAAACGUGCCCCCAGAAAAGAAGCCCGCUCAGGGCAACCCUCUGCCGCCUCAGAUAUUUAAUGGUGACCGAUACUGUGGAGAUUAUGACAGUUUCUUUGAAUCAAAGGAAAGCAACACAGUCUUUUCAUUCUUGGGCCUGAAGUCACGGUUGGCAUCAAAGGCAGAACCUUAGAGAAGACAAGUGGAAGAUGAUGGAGAUGCAUUUUGGAGCGCCCCCGGUACUCAGCGCACACCUGCUUACCUAAUGCAUCACUGUGACAGAAGCCACAUGCAUCAUCAGUAACUUUGCUUGCAUUUGGAAAAGGUGUUCUUGGAAGACAUGGGUAUAAUGGGACUGCAUGAUCACUUUAAACCAAAUCAGAACUGUGGUGGGUUUUUUCUUAUUUUCAGAAUUGCCUGCAGUUGCCUCACUCACCUGGAGGUACUAUAACCUGUUACAGGUGUGCUUCCUUAAUGACUGAAAGAUAAGUGAGUGGCACCAUCAGAGAGAAAAUGUUGGAUCUGUCCUAGGUUGUAGUUGAUGCCACUAUUGCUCAGACCUUCUUCUCUUUAAGCUGCCUGGGUUGUAUCCUUAAAUUAGUCUGCCAGGAUAUAAGAGUCUUCUGAUCAGAAAGAAAAAAAAAGAAAUGUUGGUUGACAAGGAAUUAAGAUUUUCGCUGCAGAAUCACAAAUGUCACUUUCAGUGCUUUGUAAUAACACCUACAGAAAAAGUUGGAUGUUCUAGGCUCCUUUUGGUAAUGUAAACUCUUAUCCCCAUAAAUCCUCUAAGCACCCACAGAUAUUUCCAAAAAUCACUGUUGCAACGAUUGUGUGAUCAGAAUCAAAUUACAUGAAUGAAAAUAAUCGCUAUUUUGGAAAAUAGAUGCUUCUUUAUCUCUUGCAAGAGGGAAUUUUCACCUAAAUGCACGAAACUGUUUAAAAGUAUAUUUUAAGAGGUGCACUAAUUAGGUAGUAAAUUUAUAGGAAAAGUACUUGACUCAUAUCUGAAGGCAUUUUCAGCUCUAGCAACUUAUACAUAAGUGCACAUAUAUUUUUAAAUGGAGCUACCCUGACUAACAGCUGCUUAUUCUAUUUUGUGAAGGGAUUAUAUUUUUUUGAGAAAGGAAGAUCUUGGUUAGAUAUAUUUUUGAACCCUUGAUAAGGCAUAUUAAAAGAUACUAAUAUUGCUGCACAAUUCUUUUUUUUCUGCCUUACUUUCCCCUUGGUUCUUUAACUUUACUAGUUCAUAUUUCUGGCCAAUGCACAGUCUCGGAUUUUUCAGAGUAAUGUACAUACAUGUUCUCAUUCCAUAUAUGAGCUCAGUGAGUUUCCAGAAAAGCAUAUAUGAGAAAGGGAUAAAUCUGAAUUGUACUUGGCAUGCAAAAUCUUUACUCCCUUGGAGUGCAUGCUGAUAAGCACUAAACAUGUCUAUUUUAUUAGGGCAGAGGCUACUUUUUUACAUCCUUGUUCCUGCUUACAUUUUCUAGAGCUUUUAGUUGCCAAACAUGAGAAGAGUCUUGAAUAGGAUGUUAUUACCAGCAGGCUCCCUAAAAUAUUCCGCUGUUCUCAGCAUCCUGAUGCUGGACCUUCCGUUUAGAUUCUGAGCAGGGGUUUAUAAGAAACUGAAAGAACAGAAGAAUUAAAGCUCUAUCACAUAUGUUCUCUCGCCCUCCACCUUGCUAAAUGUGGACUCGUUGAAUGCAAAAGCUAAAAUCCUAGACAGAUCUGUAGCCCAGGACUGCAGUCAGAAGAAAAGCAUGCACAGAUUUCUGCUAGACUGGGACACAUACACGACCCACAGUUUUCUCUCCAAGGAAAGCUGUUGUGAAAUCAUGGGUAUUACUGCUUAGUUGGCAUUAAAGAAGAUCUAGGUCAAAUCCAUUUGAUAAAUCCCAGGGACUAUCCAGGAUUUUUUUUUAACUGGAUAUUGUGUUUGAGCAUGUGAGUCUUCUGAUAAGACUUAGAAUUUCUUUUUAAGCUACAGCAAUUAAGAAAAUUUUAAUGUUGCAAUGAUCUAAUUUAUAUUUUCUGCUCUUGCCAGUGAGCACCAAAAACCUACUUGUUAAGAUUGAGACUUUGUAAGUUAAAUUCUGGGGUUAUAGGUUCAAUACAAUCAUUGCUAGACAGGGAAAGCUACUCAAAUUUGUCUUAAAAUUUUUGAAUUAUUAUGGCUAUUGUAGGCCCAGUGCAGCUCUUCUAAACAGACUAGAUGAAUAGUAGUGCUAAAUUACUGUCACCGUUACUCAUCAUCUACUCCCCACCCUACCUUAUUUUUUUCUUUAUUGGUCAGUGCAAAGAAAUAAGAGAGACCAGCCUCGGCCGUUCUUGUUUUGUGUGAGCUAGAAGCACAUUGUGUGGCGUUAACGCAGCACCACAGCACCCAGGCUCUGCAGAGUACUGAAGGAUUGCCCUGUGGAACCACACUGUCUUCAGAGGAUAUUGGGUCCUUACUUGUCCUAUUUUACCAGCUGAAUUUCAAACAUGUAAUGGUUUACAUGUUCCCUUCUUGAACUAGCUGUCUUUAGAUUUAGAUAAUCACAGUCUUAAAAGCCUAGGAAAGAAAUGGGUGGGGAUUGCAGGCUUAGAGGUAAUGUCAAGGGCAUUUCAAGACAGGAUUUUUAUAUCCUGUAGUAGGCUUGUUGGGACAAAGGAAGUGUGCUGCCAGAAAUCAAAGUAUGCCAUUUUAAAAUUAGAUAAAAUACACAGUGCCAUCCUGCUAGGUAUAGGCGGUAUAUGCAGACCAGAAGGAAAUUUUGUUGGGGAAAAAUUUGUGUGUUGUUUUUUUUCCCCUCCAAAUUCUGGUGUUCUCUUAAAAAUCAAAGAGCAGAAAAGGAAGAUUUUUUUUCUCAGACUUUAAUAUAUUUUAGAUUUGUUUCUGUUUUAUAGAUUUAUUCAACAUUCCCACAUAGAUGUUUUUGUAUUACAUGGAUUUAUAUGAACUAAACCUAUUUUUUCCUGUUAUUGAAAGGUACCAAAGUCUCUUUUUUGUUUGUUUGUUUGUUUGUUUUGGUUUUUUAAAAUUUGAUUUUGCUACCGAGGGUUUUGCUUUUCCUAGAAAUGCUUUUAUUUAGCAGCUUUUCUUAAGUGUCAGGGCCACUUUGAUCUGCAUAAUUGUUAUUUUUAGAUUUCAAUUUGUAUGCAUUUGUCCCUAAAGGCAUUGGUGAAAUCUCAGAUUUUAUAUUCAACAUUUAAAAGGAAUAAAUUCCAGAAAACACAUAUUCUGAAAAUUGAGUGUUUGUUCCCUUUCUUACACCUUUUCUAAUGUUAGUUUCGUGUUUGGUUGAAACCUUCCUGUUUAUUUAGGAUGCUGGGUUUCCACUCUCAUCCAUGAGCCCCAUAUCUGCAGAUUAGUUAUAAAAAUGUAGACAUAUCGUUUGACCAUUUGAGGAGAUGCGCAUGCUGGUGUGUGUGUGUGUGUGUGUGUGUGUGUGUGUGUGUGUGUGUGUGAUGGGAGGUGACCAUCUAAGUCUUAUCAGAAUCAUCUCAGACGGCACCUGGGACCAAGGAUGGCGUUAAAUCACUUGGUCCCUUGGUUGGCUUAAUAGAGGAUUGGUUUUCUGAGUACACCGAAGCCCCUGGCUGGUGGAUUUGUUCCUCUAAUUGGAGGUAGAAAACAAGUACAGUGUAGCUGCCACCUUUAAUAGAGGGGCCCCCUUUGAUGCAGCCACCUCUGAAAGCAGAAGCAAGCAUUUCUGAAGGCACUGUCUGAAGCUGAGCUCAUCACCAAACUAUUUCAAACCUUAAACACGGAGACAGAGGGAGGGGGAAGGAGGAGAGAGUAGAGAACAGGCUGUAAGUUUGCAGAAUGUGCUAAAUCAUGAAGCCAAAUAAGCCACCCUCUUUGUAACCCUGACUUUCAAAGUUUUCCUAGUUCUUCUAGAAAUGCAGGUCAGGUUAGUUUAGUCAUCCUUUCGAUCAGCAGGCGUGGAGGCCUCAGAAUGUUACGGGUCCUGUCUAAGCAGGGCGAGUCUCCACCCCCAAGGAUGAGAGAAAGAGGAACCAAAGCUUCAGCGACAGCCCAGUGGUGAAUGACAGAGUUGAGCUGAGGGAGUUGCACUCCAGGCAAUGGGCAUCAUCUGAAACAUGUAUAAUCCUUGCCUAUGUUUGUUACAAUGUAAAAUUAUUUCAUACAUGCAGUGGAACAUAUAUGCCUCCACACACAUAGGAAAUACAUAUGUACUCACUAAAAUGUAAAGUGUAACAAAGAAACCCCUAUAAGCCUGUGACCAGCUAUUGCCUUUCCUUUCAAGCACCGUGACUCUUCCCUGACCCUGUCCUGUCCCAGUUUGAUGGCGGAGCCCUUCUCCUGAACUCUGUUAUCAUAGUCUUUCUGUCCUUUAUCAUUUUACCUCCAUGUAUGUAUCCUUAUUAAGUAAUAAUAAAUGAAAUGAAAUUCUUCUUUU
Myotis davidii is the source of this 4694-nucleotide messenger RNA. It is a transcript of the gene SH3BGRL2, whose product is annotated as SH3 domain binding glutamate rich protein like 2. The record is from RefSeq and is a predicted model, not a curated record. Gene Ontology annotation, cellular component: cytoplasm. Lineage: Eukaryota; Metazoa; Chordata; Mammalia; Chiroptera; Vespertilionidae. The transcript is spliced from 4 exons. The coding region runs from base 161 to 484 and encodes 107 amino acids.